AUGUCCAGCCAAAGGAACACAUCGUCUCCUUCAAGGCCCAGGCCUGUACCAAGCUCAACCUCUCCUGGCACCUCACGAGGCCGGUCGCCCGCAGCGGAGUCUACUCCUCGAGCAACCUCAACCGCCAGACUUGGGUCUCCAAUUGCCUCCUUCGGCGCUCAAGGCUCUCCAUCCAUCCGUCAAGUUCCUGCUCCGAGCCAACUCAACAGCGAAAGUCAUACACCUCUCGCCGGGACCGGAACAUCUGAGUCGGUACCAGGGUCAGGUCAUUCUGCCCUUGCUGCCGCAUUGCAGGGCUCGUUUGGGAGAAGUCCACCGAGGUUUGGAACGCCGCCGUUACGACCCGUAUCCCCUAGUACUGCGGGUGCUGCACUGCAAGGGAGCGGGCCUCAGACAACAUAUGGCUCUUUCGAUAGCCGGUCCGGGCAGGGUGGUCAAAGGCGUAUAUCAGGCGCUCCUAAUGAAGAUCCGAAAGUGGUAAAGCGACAUCUUGUGCAGCCGCCGAAUCUGGACGGUGUUAACGACAAUGGCGAGGGUAGUUCUACCCUCAGCGAUAGAGCAUCAUCGGUGAACGUUGGAAAUGGCAAUGGCGGAAACGCUGCAACGGGUAUAGGUGAUGACGAGUUCUCCAGCCUGCGUCUUCAGGGAGGAGACAUGACUCGCACAAUUUAUCGAUGGGCUGAAAACGCCGAGGCACCUGGCCGGGCAAAACGUAGCAAGAGCUGGCAUAUUUCUCGUCUUGAGCCCGAAGACGAGGAACUCAAAGCGAGUGCCAUAAAGCAGCCUGGUGGCUUUCGGAGGAACUACUUGAGACGACAAGCCCCCGACCAAAUUUCAGGAAGGAGCAGAGGGCCAAAUGGCCUGGAAUCGCAAGAGGACUCUCCACAGACUGGGCGACCUAUGAAGAUCAUAACCAACAGCUUCUACGAGUUCCUUACCAUCUAUGGUCACUUUGCAGGAGAGGAGCUCAAAGAAGACGAUGAGGAAGAGUACUUCAACUAUGAGCCAUACGUCGAUGAAAUGGAAGGCGAAGAAAGGGAGGGUGAGCCCGGGGAAGGAAGUGCACUUUUGACGCCGGGUACUCCUGGGAUGCGGAAACGCAAGGUUAAGGACCGAGGUGUAAAGAGUGAGAACACUCCCACCGGUGCAGCGCUUCUACUACUCAAGUCUUUCAUUGGAACUGGCGUCCUCUUCCUUCCCAAGGCCUAUCUUAAUGGAGGAAUGAUGUUUUGUAACGUCGUCCUUUUGGGGGUUGCAUCGUUAAGCUACUACUGCUUCAUCCUCCUUGUCAACACUAGGCUUAAGAUUGAGGGCUCUUUUGGUGACAUGGGUGGAAUACUCUAUGGGAAGUGGAUGCGUGCCCUGAUCUUAACCUCUGUUGCACUCAGCCAGAUUGGUUUUGUGUCCGCCUAUAUCGUCUUCACUGCCGAGAGCCUGCAAGCAUUCGUUCUGGCGGUGUCGAAGUGUCGGACAUGGAUCGACAUCAAGUUCAUGGUUCUCAUGCAGCUCGUUAUCUUCCUUCCGCUGUCUCUAAUCAGAGAUAUCAGCAAGCUGAGCUUGACUGCCAUCAUUGCCGAUGUCUUCAUCGCCCUUGGCCUUUUGUACCUCGGAUACUUCGAUAUUCACACAAUGGCGAAGUACGGCGUAGCCGAUAUCACCAACUUCAAUCCUCGAGAUUGGACUUUGUUCAUCGGCACAGCGAUCUUUACCUUCGAGGGAGUCGGUCUGAUCAUACCAAUACAAGAGUCGAUGAAGAAUCCUUCCAAAUUUCCCCCGGUCCUCGCAGGUGUGAUGAUUUUCAUUACAAUUCUCUUCAUCCUCAUGGGCGCCUUGUCUUAUGCAGCAUUUGGAUCGGCCACAAAAACCGUUGUACUUUUGAACCUGCCUCAGGACAGCAAAUUCGUCAACGCAAUACAACUCCUCUACUCAUUGGCUAUCCUUCUGUCCACGCCGCUUCAGCUAUUUCCAGCGAUCCGGAUCAUGGAGAAUGAGAUUUUCUCGCGCAGUGGGAAAAACAAUCUCUACAUUAAGUGGAAGAAGAACGUCUUUCGGUUCUUUCUUGUUGUGAUGUGUGCGCUCAUUGCCUGGGGUGGAGCAGGCGAUCUGGACAAAUUUGUUGCUCUUGUUGGCAGCUUCGCCUGUGUACCCCUGGUCUACGUGUAUCCAGCUAUGCUUCAUUUCAAAGCUGUCGCAAAUUCGAAAAAGCAGCGGAUUGCUGAUGUCACUUUGUGCGUUUUUGGGUGCGCGGUAAUGGUAUACACUACCACACUAACGGUCAAGAGUUGGGCCAACGGAUCGAGUAGCAAACCUCCGGGCUACUGUGACGAGUGA
Letharia columbiana is the source of this 2331-nucleotide messenger RNA. RefSeq lists its product as uncharacterized. The coding region runs from base 1 to 2331 and encodes 776 amino acids. The record is from RefSeq and is a predicted model, not a curated record. The transcript has 2 exons. Gene Ontology annotation, molecular function: amino acid transmembrane transporter activity. Gene Ontology annotation, biological process: amino acid transmembrane transport. NCBI's taxonomy places the organism in Eukaryota, Fungi, Ascomycota, Lecanoromycetes, Lecanorales, Parmeliaceae.